Messenger RNA from Lacerta agilis (Sand lizard), 1485 nucleotides. RefSeq names its product four and a half LIM domains 5 (gene FHL5). Gene Ontology annotation, biological process: positive regulation of transcription by RNA polymerase II. The transcript has 6 exons. NCBI's taxonomy places the organism in Eukaryota, Metazoa, Chordata, Lepidosauria, Squamata, Lacertidae. Gene Ontology annotation, molecular function: transcription coactivator activity. The record is from RefSeq and is a predicted model, not a curated record. The coding region runs from base 282 to 1124 and encodes 280 amino acids. Gene Ontology annotation, cellular component: nucleus; Z disc.
GAGCCCUUCAUGGUCCUCCUACAUGUUCUGUGCUUAACUCCCAACACAGACAGUAUAUGACAAAAUAUCAAGAGACCCAGCUGUUUGAGGUCUAAAGGAAACAGAGUAAUCUUGGCUGCCUACUGCAGAACCAAGGAAUCCCAUAGGGGACAAAACAGAUCUGGCAGGCUAUGCUUGUUUCUCUUGGAUCCCUUCCUCUGAAAAUCUACAAUCUUUCCUCAUCCUGUCCAAGCAUCGGAAGAGGCAACUGGUAGAAAAAUAAGUAUCAAGAAGAAUUGAAAAUGGCAAGUGAUCAGUCUGCUUGCUACCACUGCAUGGCCUCCCUUUGUGGAAAGAGAUACACCACGAAAGAAGACAAUGCUUACUGUGUGAAUUGCUACGACAGCCUUUUUGCUAACAUCUGUGAAGAAUGCAAGAAGCCCAUUGAAUGUGACUUCAAGGAUCUUGCUUACAAAGGCUGCCACUGGCAUGAGGCCUGCUUCCAGUGUGCCAAGUGCCAUCAGUCUUUGGUAGAAAAGCCUUUUGCUGCCAAAGAUGAGCUCCUGCUGUGUACAGAGUGUUAUUCUAAUGAGUAUUCAUCAAAGUGCUUCCACUGCAAGAGGACCAUUAUGCCUGGUUCUCGCAAAAUGGAGUUUAAAGGAAGUUGUUGGCACGAAGCUUGCUUUGUUUGCCAACACUGUCGGCAACCGCUAGGGACAAAGCCUUUGAUUACCAAGGACAACGACAAUUAUUGUGUGCCUUGUUUUGAGAAGCAAUUUGCUCAGUGUUGUUACUCCUGCAAAAAGGUGAUAACUGCUGGUGGUGUGACCUAUCAUGACCAGCCGUGGCACAAAGAAUGCUUUCUGUGUACUGGAUGUGAGAAGCAGCUGGCAGGGCAGCGGUUCAUUUCCAAGGAUGAACACCCCUACUGCCUUGAGUGUUUCAGCAGGCGCUAUGCAAAGAAGUGUGUGGCCUGUACCAAGCCUAUUACAGCUCUCGGCGAAGCCAAAUUUAUCUCAUUUGAGGAUCGCCAGUGGCACAGUGACUGCUUUAAGUGUGGGAAAUGUUCCAGCUCACUGGUGGGAAAGGGAUUCCUAACCCAACAAGAUGAGAUCCUCUGCUGCAAGUGCGGGAGCACCGCAUAGCUCACAAGACCUGAAAGUAAACCUUGUUAAUUUCCAUGCGCUUUAAGUAUCACAUGCAUAAUUGCUCAGUGGUCAAAAAUCUGUCUAACAAGUAUAAUUAUUGUUCAGUUGUGCAAAUUGCUUCCUGACAGCAUUUCUGACACAGCUGGCAGACGUCCCUUUCAUCCUGUAUAACCACUUUAAAUAACAGGGUUUCUGCUAGGAAACAGUUAUAAAGAUAUAUUAACCUGAAAGCAUGAGUUUGAUUGUUUAACUGGUUGGUUGGUUGGAUGGAUGGUUCCUUGUAGUAGAGUGCACUCUACUGUUGGGAGUGCAAGAGUGUGCAAGCUUGCAACACAGACCAAUACUAUGCUCAAAUCUU